GAGAGAAAAUCAGAAAACAAAGCAAAAGAAGAAGAAGAAAGAAGAAACCCAAAAAACUUUUUGAUUGCUUCCUAUUCUUCUUCAGGUCUGUCUCUCACCUUUUGCAGAUUCCAACGUCCGACGUGGUUUCGCCGGCGUCCGCGUCAAUUGGUUCCACCGAGUCAUGGCCGAGUUGACUCAGGCCGAUGUUGUUUACUCGCCUCGGUCUCUUCAAGUGUGGAAGACUUUGGUGAACUGGCUCGCGUUUUUCUAUCAGAUCUUCCUUCAGAUCCUUCGUGCCGUCGGUUACCAUCCUCUUCUCUCCUCCUCUGCUAAAGCCUCCGCCGAUGGUUUCAAACCCUUACCGGCCAUCGAGUUACUCGACAGGGCGGUGGAAUCUCCCACCACCGUAGAAUUGGAAAUCGCCUCCUCCACGACCUCUUGCGCCCAAGGCGAACGCAGCCGCUUCCAGAGACUCAAGGUAGUUCUCGACUUGGACGAGACGUUGGUGUGUGCAUAUGAGACGUCUAGUCUACCUGCUGCUUUACGCAAUCAAGCCAUUGACGCCGGAUUAAAGUGGUUCGAGCUGGAGUGCGUGUCAUCAGACAAGGAAUAUGAUGGGAAACCUAAGAUCAAUUACGUCACGGUGUUUGAGCGUCCAGGAUUGCACGAGUUCUUAGAGCAACUUAGCCAAUUUGCAGAUCUUGUACUGUUUACUGCUGGUCUUGAAGGAUAUGCUAGACCGCUUGUGGACAGAAUAGAUACCAGGAAAGUACUCAGCAACCGACUUUAUCGACCUUCAACAGUCAGCACGCAAUACAGAGAUCACGUGAAGGAUUUGCUGAGCACAUCAAAAAAUAUGUGUAGGACAGUAAUCGUUGACAACAAUCCUUUCAGCUUUUUAUUGCAACCAUCAAAUGGGAUUCCAUGUAUUGCGUUUUCCGCGGGGCAACCAAAUGACACUCAGCUUUUGGACGUUAUUCUUCCACUUCUGAAGCAACUUUCUGAGGAAGAUGAUGUAAGGCCGACACUUUAUGAUCGGUUCCGCAUGCCUGAAUGGUUUGAGAAGCAAGGCAUACCACCGUCGUGCUGGAAUACUUAACCGGGUUAAGUGGAAAGUAAUGGCUAAAACCAAAAUAUUAGAAAUCUCUGGUCCUCACAAAAAAGACCAAGGACUUGUGUUUGGUACAGUAGUUCCAGUAAUGAAAAACCUGAGGAGAAGGAAGGUACAGAGAUUACCAUUCGUAUUGUUUAUAAUCUAUGGUAGAUUCCUUUUAAAAGAUCAAAUUUGUUACAUAUUUAUGGUUUCAUGUAAUAGCUUCCUCUGUAAUUUUGUUAAAGAUCAUUCAUUAUUUUUUCUUUUUCGGGUUGGUUCGGUUUGUAUAUACCGAGUCAUGGAUCAAACCGAAGUAGAAACUGGGUCUGGUAUAAUCUAAAGGGAUUCAGGAA
This is a messenger RNA of Eutrema salsugineum, 1428 nucleotides long. Its product is annotated as CTD small phosphatase-like protein. Gene Ontology annotation, molecular function: phosphoprotein phosphatase activity. The transcript has 6 exons. Lineage: Eukaryota; Viridiplantae; Streptophyta; Magnoliopsida; Brassicales; Brassicaceae. The record is from RefSeq and is a predicted model, not a curated record. Bases 164 to 1081 code for a protein of 305 amino acids.